CUAUAAAAAGGAGGGAUGAAGCCAGCAGAGAUCAGAUUCUCUCUACAGAGACCUCUACAGCACACAGAUCCAGACAUGGCACCUACAAUCACUGCAGCUCUGACCAACUCUCAGGAACAUCUGACUCUGACUCACAAGCUCAGAAAACCUCAGGUGGAGAAGUUACGCAGAGAGAGAAUCAACAGCAGCAUUGAGCAGCUCAAGUCUCUCCUGGGUCCAGAGUUCCUCAAACAGCAGCCAGACUCCAAGCUGGAGAAAGCAGACAUCCUGGAGAUGACAGUCUGUGUCCUGAGGCGGCUUCAGCAGCAGAAUCGAGCUGUGGACUCAGCUGCUGUUAAUCGGGGCUACUCCAGGUGUGUCCAGGAGGUGGCACACUUCCUGUCCAGUGAGGAGGUGAAGACACAGUCCCAGAGAAGACUGAUGAUGGAGAACUUCAACAAGCUGCAGUCUUCCUCUUAUAAGAACCUGACAGAGGUUGACUUCUCUGCUCUGCGCUCCACAGUCCAGACCAGCAUCAUUAAAGACAAGAGUCCAGCCAACAGCGCCCCCUGGAGGCCGUGGUAGACACCUACAGAGUUCUUAAAGUUCUCUUGGAUUGAAAUGCAGUGAUGUAUUCUAAGAAUAAUAUUAUCUUUACUGAUUUAUCAAUAUGUUCAAAAAAUUGGCCACGUUGACCAGUAUUUUUAUAUCUGUGUUACAGUCCUGUUCUCCUGUGUUCAGAUCAGAUUCUGAGGAGUUGAAGCUUCUCUCAGGUGUUUAUCAGUAAACAUAAUUUCUGAUGUACUGGUGUGUUUUUACUAUGUAAAAGAUAAUUGACCCAUGUUGGGUCUUCACGGUCAUCACUGCUAUUAUCAAAUUGUUUGAAAUUUGUAAGCAGCAUAAUUGUGAAUAUGAAAGUUUUUGUCUUUUAGUAUUUGAGUUAGUUCACUUUGUUUGGACUAAAUAAUCCCAUGUGUUUCUUUGAAAUGAAAGAAAAUGUGAUGCAUCAUCACCACCAUUGCUUCUCUGGAGUUACAGACAUGAUUUAAUUCUCUUGUAAUAAAAAACAAACAAACACAUAUCUAUCACAA
Messenger RNA from Solea senegalensis (Senegalese sole), 1070 nucleotides. Its product is annotated as transcription factor HES-5-like. The transcript has 2 exons. Gene Ontology annotation, biological process: regulation of neurogenesis; anterior/posterior pattern specification; regulation of transcription by RNA polymerase II. Gene Ontology annotation, cellular component: nucleus. Lineage: Eukaryota; Metazoa; Chordata; Actinopteri; Pleuronectiformes; Soleidae. Gene Ontology annotation, molecular function: DNA-binding transcription factor activity, RNA polymerase II-specific; RNA polymerase II cis-regulatory region sequence-specific DNA binding; protein dimerization activity. The coding region runs from base 16 to 564 and encodes 182 amino acids. The record is from RefSeq and is a predicted model, not a curated record.